Saprolegnia diclina VS20 is the source of this 726-nucleotide messenger RNA. RefSeq lists its product as hypothetical. NCBI's taxonomy places the organism in Eukaryota, Oomycota, Saprolegniomycetes, Saprolegniales, Saprolegniaceae. The transcript has a single exon. The record is from RefSeq and is a predicted model, not a curated record. The coding region runs from base 1 to 726 and encodes 241 amino acids.
AUGCUCGCGGAGCCGUUCGACGUCGACUAUGCAUGCCCGUCGGAAGAGUACGAGACACUCGCGCUUGAGUGCAUCACGUACGACCCAGAACGCCGGCCUACGGCGCCCGAAGUCGUCCGCCGGCUCGAGACCAUCCGCCAAGCGUACGGCGGCGCUGGCUUUACGACGCCCGAUCUUGCCAAGGUCGACCUCACGGAACCACCGGUCAAGACAUCGGGCGUCCUCUACGUACCAAGUUUCGGGACCUCGCACGACAUUUGGUGCGAGAUCAACGUCGACGACACGAAGCGCACGCCGGUCAAGAGCUCCGUCGCGACCGGCGGCGCGUUGCAUCGUUUUAUGCCUGUGUCGACGACGAUUGCCAACAUUGAGCCGCUCUCGCACACUCUCGAAGUCCUCAUCAAGACCCAGGUUUUGCUUUUCCCCAAGACGAUCGGAAAGGUCUCGAUUCCGCUCAGCGAGCUCCUCACACUGGAAGGCGACGACAAAAGCUUGACGGCGGUGCGGACGAAGCAGGGCCCGAUCGUCCAUGAAGGCGACAACAUUGGUACCUUGGAGUUCCGGAUGGUGUUUGGACCGCAGAUUCGCGGGUACCUCGAAGUCUUUGAGCGGGAGACGACCGAGUUCCUGAAAAAGGCCAUUGCCGGGCCGAAGACGCUCGAUCUCUCCAAGAAGCGCGACGUGGCGGCCGCGGCGUUGCUGGCCAGUACGCCCAAGACCCCGUAG